Molecule: messenger RNA, 3087 nt
Organism: Pollicipes pollicipes
Lineage: Eukaryota; Metazoa; Arthropoda; Thecostraca; Pollicipedomorpha; Pollicipedidae
Exons: 2
Coding region: 364-2307 (647 amino acids)
Biological process (GO): sodium ion transport
Cellular component (GO): membrane
Molecular function (GO): sodium channel activity
Source: RefSeq, a predicted model, not a curated record
UGCAUUGUAAUAUUGAUAUCGAUUGUGCUAUUUCCUAUGCAGUAGGCCGUGACCGAAACUUUUUGGUCCACUAAGAUAGUGGUUUCUGAUCACAGCUAGGCAGUGAGGUCGGUACAAGUGGACUAUGAUUACUUAGUCAUGUGACAGAACUAUCAGAACCAUGGUUGCAAAAUAGUAAAAUAUCCAAUACUUUGCAAAGCCUAAAGACCAAGGACAUCGUCGAGUCCACCGGCUAAACCUAGGACGUGGGAAGGUUAAAAUAUUUAUGCACACAUUGCGUAAUAUUCGCUUCUUGAUCAGCAGGUCAACACAUUUCGUUCAGGUGGGUUGUUACGUGGUGGAUACUUGUUGAAUAGUUGAAUAAUGAUGGAGGACACCCCCAAGUCACCUGAGGGUAAUGAAGAAGGGUUAGAUGAUAGAAAACUGUCUGGAGAAGCUACAAAAAUAUCUAAGAGCGACGGAGAGGAGAUGCAAGAUAAAGUAAAAAUUCCUGACAAACCGAAAGACUCAAAAAGUCAAGAAGACGAGCAGGUUGAGGAUAAAGGUAACUCACAUUGUGGUAAGAUAUCUCUCUCAAUCUGCAGAAGGAUAUCGUACGUCACGCAAUUCUUGGUAAUUUUCUUCGCCCUGGGAGCAUUUUCCUUUGCCGCUUACUCAAGUAUAAGAAGGCUGCAAUCACGUCACAUUCUUGAGAGCAGGGAGCUGGUCUCUCAGAACGACGUCUGGUUUAAGCUAGCUGUAUGUCUGCGACCUUUUAUGACACCAUCGGCAUUGGAGGACUUUUAUCAUUCAAGCCUCAAAAUGAGCAUCCGGUCUCACAUUGCUGGUCUUUCAAAGCACACGUCUUGGGAUGAAAAAACGUGGCUAGAUGUUACGCUGCAGGCAGAGAGCUAUGCAACAUACUUUCGAGAGGUCCAUCCAUGGGAACGAAUCCCGGUGAGCCAACUGUGGACAUAUCAGAACAAGAGUUUUCGGAAAGCGUUCAAAGAGUUCCAGGUAAAUAAUGUGCGGUUGACGCCCAGAGCAUCAGAUCCGCCAACAGGAGCAAAUGAAGAUAAAAAUGGCUACACCGCGUCGAAGAAGAAGACAAUUCAUAGCUCAAGAAAGAUUGAUUAUCCUCUUCUAGGAGAUUACUCCCUUAGUCCUCUUUACGCAGGAUGCUUAAAUAUCACUGUCAAUGAAAGUAUGGCCAAGCGACAAAUGGAGAUAAACGUAAAGCUGAAGAACUCGUUUGCUUCGAAGUACUCGGAUACCAAUAGCAACCACACAAGUGUUGUUCUCUUUGAGGCGGCGGACCUUUUUGUAUAUGAUGCAAAUGAUGUUUUCACAGAAAUCCCUAUCAUUCAAAAGCUCAGUAAAUUUACCAUCCACUCCCAUUCACUGGAGCGCUUUUUGGUGAAGGGUUCGAGCUUCCGCCGAAAAGACACUGACAACUACCACUGCUCCAACCACACGGGCUACUCGCAGACCAACUGCCGGCAGUGGUGCAUAACACGGAAGCUCCUAGAAUCGAUAGAGUGUAUUCUUCCGUGGAUGCAAGAUUUGAUACAGAAGCCUUGGCUGGACGAAAAAUUCAGGAAUCUUGCUCUUUGCUCAGACUAUGAAAGCUUUUCUAAGACGCUGGCUGUUCAGAAGAAGUAUUUGCAAUCGAGUGAAGCUAACAUGACUCGCCCGGUGGCAGACUGUCUCGACAGUUGCCCACCCCACUGUUCUACCGUCAAGGUCAGCAUCCUGUCACUUGGAAGCAAAAUGAUCGACAGCGACUACGGUAUAAGCCUGACCAUCUCACCAGAGGUGGACUCCAUUACGGAAGAACUCGACUACGUCCUCCUGAACCUGGUGGCCGAGCUGAGCGCUUCCAUCAGCUUCUUGUUCGGCCUCUCCGCCAUCGCCAUCUACGACUGGCUGGUCGCCUUCUGCGUCUGGUCGGCGAUCAAGCUGGGUCUGUUCAGGGACGCCGCCGGUGAGGACGACGAACCCGGCGCGUACGACGCCGAGGGGGCGCCGACGCUUUCCCCAGUGCCACGACUGCAGGUGCAGUCCGAGGACGAAGACACGUCGCCGUCACCCGCGCCGCCCGGCAAUGACACCAACGCCAGUCUCAUCUGGUACGUGGAGCCCAGCGCCAGGAAGGGCGGCAACCAGGUAGCGCCACUGGAGCCGGCGGGCGAGCAGCGCCAGAGUCCGAAUAGCCUCGACCUGCCCAAGGACCCCAGCCCGCUGGCGACGUUCUCACCGUCGACAGACGGCGCAUUGGAGAACACCACCCCGAUCAACGCCUCGCCACAGCCAGACCCCAUGGCAUGACUCGGACAGAUCCCCGAAGCACCGUCCACAGGGAUUGUGCCGCGCGUCUGACACGCCUAUCUGGUCCGGGAGUGCCGGCGGGCGCCAAGCGCAGAAGCGCUCGCUCCGGGAAUCGCGCAACAAGGGAUCGGCACCACCCUUGUCGCGUGAGCAUCAAAGUAGUGCUGUUUAUCUUACUGGAUGCUCGCAGCCCUGAACAACGUUGAUACGGGCGCAGUUUUGUUCCAAUGAUCGCCUGUCAUUGUGUGACACUUGUGUGACCAUGAUUGUGUCACACUUGUGUGACCCUCGUCGUGUCACGCUUGCGUGAUCAUCACUGUGCCACUUGUGUGAUCGUUCACACGUCGACGACGCACCUCUGAAGGGGGCGUUCUUGAUGGUUCUUGCGAAUGGUGCCCUGUUCGGGGCCGCUUUCACGGGUUCGGGUUCGUUCUAGGCCGCUUUCACUAAAAUGACUAUUAUCGAUUCAAUGGCUUUCGUUCGUCCAUUUCAUUGUUUUCAGCUAUUCCUCCUUGUCGACGUUUUGGUGUUUGAUGUGGACCCGUCACGGCCAUUGAUGUUGGAGGGUCCAAUAAACAUUCGGCCUUUCUUGGGCAUCUACCCAAGAUGUGGUGGCGGCACAAGUGAUCACAGCCCAGCAGCGCAGACAGGACUUCUGCCUGCGUCAUUCCAAAUCAGUGGUCUUGGCGGGGAAGCACAGGGUUGAUAAAUAGUCCGCUGAUAGUCAAGCCCCACCCACCACUUCCAAAUAAGCGCCAGAUAUGGCCCAUUUUUAAUCAA